CUUUGUCGGCUCUCAAUGGGGGCGGCGGCGGAAACAAACCCAUUGUGGAACCUAUAAAAAGAAAGGCACUGACAUCAUAAAAUACCAGACUGAGUGAGCCUUUCUGCUUUCUGAUCGUAUGCACGGACAGACGGGGCACAUCAGUACUUUGAUGCAACUGGGCAUGCAAGCAUAAACUGGUUGAAUGGCAACUUAAAAAAAGUUCGCGAAAAACUUCACUUUACAUAUUUCUUGCAGCUUCAGUCCUCACUUGAGUUAAUGUAAAAAGAUUUAGGAGUAUUCUUCUUUAUAACCACAGACAGGAGUCUGAUAUAAAAUUGUCAGUUUAGAUUCUCACCUCACCGUUCAGUGAGGGUGCAAAAUCUGUUUUUACCUUUGAAAGGUAACAUCAGGAACAAUCAGAAUUUUCUUGCAUUUUUAUUCAGUGUUUCUACGAUUCAGCUGAUUUGAAAUGUUGCUCCCGACGUGCACGCGCCUGUUCUGCCUGUGGCUCCUGCUGGCGGCGGUGCUGAGACUGGGAAGUCUUCAAAACUCUGACGACUCCAGAUCGAAGGUGAACGCUAUCAAGUCAAGUCUGACAAGUCAGGAUCCGACUCAGGCCAGCAACAACCGCUCCGCUGUGUUUCACUCAGCGUUUCAUAGCAAGAAAGGCGUCGCUGUUGGGCAGGUGUAUCCCUGUAGCAAUGAUAAGGAAUGCAGCAUUGGAAGCUUUUGCCACAGUCCUCAGAAGGGUCCCACCAGAUGCUUGGCUUGCAGGAGAAAGAAGAAACGUUGCAACAGAAACAGCAUGUGCUGCCCAGGAAAUCACUGCAGCAAUGGUAUCUGUAUUGCAAAUUCGGAAAGUAUUCUGACUGCUCACAUUCCUGUUAUAGAUGGUCAUAACAAAAAGAAUGGGCAGCUUACCACCAGAGAUAUGGGGUGGCAAAACAUAGGAAAAACACAAUCAAAGUUACCGCACGUAAAAGGACAUGAAGGAGAUUCUUGCCUUCGCUCCUCUGACUGUGCAGAAGGCUUCUGCUGCGCUCGCCAUUUCUGGACCAAGAUCUGCAAACCAGUUCUUCAGCAGGGGGAGGUCUGCACAAAACAAAGGAAAAAAGGGUCACAUGGUCUUGAGAUUUUCCAGCGGUGUGACUGCGCCAAGGGACUUUCUUGUAAAAUCUGGAAAGACGCCACUUCUUCCUCCAAAUCGAGACUCCAUGUGUGUCAGAAAAUAUAACAGAAGAUAAAUCCUGCUUUGAAAAUGUGAAAUUCAAGUAUUUACUUUACAGAGUCCUAUAAGGACUUUACAGUGACACUAAAGUAUGAACAUGGAUAAUAGAAGGAAUCCAAAUGGUCUACUCUACGUGGCAAUAAGUGUACUAAUAAAUGUAACGUAGAUUUGGUACCCUUUCAAAAGACAUUUUUUUAUUGUGACAUGAUCUAUAAUGAGGAUAAAUGUAGCUGCUUUGGUGUAAGACAAUACUUUUAAAUGCAAAUUCUGUCUUACAGAAAAGGAGAAAAUAACCGCAUUGACUAUGUAAAUCAGUUGUUUUUCAUACAUUUUUACUGUUAGUCUUUCCUUAUGUGUUGACAUUUAAUAGAGACACCUAGUUAUUCACCAGAGAUUAUUGCAGAAUAGACAAACUAAAAUGAAAUAAAAACACUACAACUGAAAUCCGUUUGCAAUUUUCAUAAGGUAGCAGAAAGCUCAUUUAUCAUUUUGUAGAGUGAAACUAUGGAGUCAGUUGUUUUAAUGUAAACUGUGGGUAAUCUGUUACAAUAAUUUAAAAAAUGAUUCAGUUUAAGGGGCAAAAACAAGAUGAAUUUCACUUAUUUCAUUUAUUUAUAGAGUACUUUUCAAGUGAUAUGCACAAAGUGCUUUCCAAUGACAAAGAAAAGGUAUAAAAAAGAUUAACAAAAAUAAAUAACCAUUGCAAUAUUUCAAAUUAAAUUAAAUAAAAAUGUAUAUCAACAUAUACAGUAUGUCCAAUUUUAAUGUUAACUUUUUAUCCAGACAAUUUUGUAAAUUAUAUUUAAGCUGGGUAAUGCUUCUUAAAUGAUACAUAAAGAGCACUGAGUGAUGCAAUAUUUUAAAGAUUAAAGGACAGGUAGGGUACGAAUGACUAACAUUGCAAAAGUGACCCUCUUGGGCAAGGAUAAAGAAUGUUGGCAAGCAUCUGAAGGAAAAUGAAAUUUAUUUAAGCAGGCAUCAUCAUAUAACCUUGAGAAGAAUUCCACUUUGAGGAACUCAUUUAGCAAAUAAAGCUGGUGGGUUUUUUAAUACAUUACUGCAAGGUGUAAUACGUGAGGAAACAUCUAAUUUGAUACCACACAUUAAUAUGUAGCACUAUCACUCUUUUAAAGAAAGAAAGAAAGAAAGAAAUGGAAUAGUUCACUAUAUUCAACUUAGCCAUUUUAAAUACUUCCUUGAAAUUUCAGAGCUAUAUUGAAAAAUAUUCUUUUACAUACAAACUAAUGACACUGUGCAAUGCACAUAUGAUUUAUGCUAAUAUUUUAUAUUUACAAUGAUCUCAUGCAGCAUUUAAUAAUUUAUUCUUCUUCAUAACUUACACGGCUCCCACAUUAUUUCUACCAUACUGUGGUACUUUUUAGUCAUUCUCUCUGCAAUUUUACUACUUGCAUUAACCUGUCAUACAUUGAGUGUAGAGGCAUUAUUUUCCCCAGCUGAAAUGGAAACCUACAAAAAGCAACAAAGAUUUUGUUGUACAAAACAGCAUUUUUUUUACAAAAAUAUUAUAUAUACAAUGUUAAAUUUAUUUUGUAUGAUAUGUUGAAAAGAUUACCAUUCAUUUACUUUCUGCCUUUGUUGGAAUUUAACUGGCUUAUUCAAAUUGAAAGUGUUUUUAUUGUAAAUAAAAUGUCCACUAUUGCCAGUGUAUUUAUGGAAAAAGAGUAUAUUGUGUAUAGAUUUGCACUUGCAUUUUAUUGUUGCUUGGAGAGAGCUGAUGAAGUUUGGUAUAUACCUUCUCUGUGGAUUGCUUUCAUUUGUGCAGUGUUUCUUAAUGAAGGUGAAAAGGCAGUCCUGUCGAAUAUAUGAAUAUGGAAGAACUCACACUAAUGAUAAUUUACAAAUUGAAUUUAAUCUUUUCAGAUUUUCUCUUCCACAUUGAAAUGGAAUGCUGCUCAUUACUUAUAGAAAUAAAAUUUCAAAUCUGCCUCCAAUUCUUGUGAUCAGUUAAUGUCUCACAUUUCACUUCUGUGCAUGUUGUGCUCUUAUAGGUCAUAUUUUUCAUUAGGGAAACCAAAAAAGCAUGCUGAAUAAUACCAGUUUGGAAAAUACACAAUCAGAACUGGACUGGUAUUUAUACACAAGAGAAGGAUAUGGAAGGAUGUAACUAUUGCCAUGUAUAUAGAAAAGUUGUAAAUUCCCUCCAACACCUUUAUUUUGACUAUUGGCAUUUUGUUAGGAAAUCGCCAACUCUAGAGCUGUUAAUAUUUUAUGAUUAUUUUAUUUUUGUUUAUUUGCUUCUGUUAAGACUGAAUAAAAGUUUCCUUAUUUUGUA
Polypterus senegalus (gray bichir) is the source of this 3503-nucleotide messenger RNA. RefSeq names its product dickkopf WNT signaling pathway inhibitor 2 (gene dkk2). Gene Ontology annotation, molecular function: co-receptor binding; receptor antagonist activity. NCBI's taxonomy places the organism in Eukaryota, Metazoa, Chordata, Cladistia, Polypteriformes, Polypteridae. The transcript is spliced from 4 exons. Gene Ontology annotation, cellular component: extracellular region. Bases 452 to 1216 code for a protein of 254 amino acids. The record is from RefSeq and is a predicted model, not a curated record. Gene Ontology annotation, biological process: negative regulation of canonical Wnt signaling pathway; multicellular organism development.